UCAGAAACAGACUUCUCCUCCCUCCUGGCACCUGGCUCACUGACCUCCGCCGAGAUGUCCUGCCAGCAGAACCAGCAGCAAUGCCAGCGCCCUCCCAAGUGCCCCUCCCCCAAGUGCCCCCCAAAGAGCUCAGCACGGUGUCUGCCUCCAACCUCCUCAGGCUGCGCCCCCAGCUCCGAGGGCGGCUGCUGCCUGGGCUCCCACAGGCGCCGCAGGUCCCACCGCUGCCGGCGCCAGAGCUCCGACUCCUGCGAUGGUGAUACUGGUCUGCAGUCCGGGCGCUCUGGCUGUGGCCAGGGAUCUGGAGGCUGCUGCUGACCUGGCCUCCUGAUAUUGACACAUGUGAUUUCAGAGGAUACAAGAACCCAAGGGCCAAGGAAAAGCCCCACCCUGAGGCAUCCUAGCCCCACCCUGAGGCAUCCUUUCCUGGACACCCCAUUCUCAUUUGCCCAGACUGAGCCAGGAGAUGUUCCCAUGCAGAAUUUGGAGCUCUCUCUGGAGAGCUCUUUCUGUCUCAUCUCCAGGAUCUCACAGGUCCCCACCUCCUGCACCUGCUGAUGAUCAGCAGAGCCUGUGCCUGACCCUGUGAGAAAAAUAAAGCUUUUCUUCCUCAUUUC
Bubalus bubalis (water buffalo) is the source of this 617-nucleotide messenger RNA. RefSeq names its product late cornified envelope protein 3B-like. The transcript is spliced from 2 exons. Bases 55 to 318 code for a protein of 87 amino acids. Gene Ontology annotation, biological process: epidermis development. Lineage: Eukaryota; Metazoa; Chordata; Mammalia; Artiodactyla; Bovidae. The record is from RefSeq and is a predicted model, not a curated record.